GGUUGUUUCUUUCCAAUAUGUCAUCUGAUAUCAGAAUUAUACUUUUUUUGGGGUGCAAAUUAUAUGUAAACUUGUUAAUCUAAACAAAAUGUCCAAAACCAAUACCUAUUAGCCUACAACUGCAAUUCAUACAUAACCCUUGGUCCGUGAUUUUUUAGUGGGCCCUACAAACACCACUAAAAAUAACACCCACUAGUUGAACAAAUGACUGAAACACCUCUGUCACGUUUACGACAACAAGUACAGAAUCGUAGGUCAUUUUGGUAUUUUUGACACUUUUGUGAGUAGUUUUGUUUUGUCUGUAACUCUUCUCUAUCUCGAUAGCUUCCUCGUUCUGGUCGGCACAAUUGAAAAUCGAACUUCUCCUCUUCAAAUCGCAAGGGCAUAGACUGUAAUUUCGAGAUGGGGUCAAGGGACCAAAAGGUAAAAUGGAGCUGGAGCUCAGCCUUAAUCGGAGCAGCAUCAGCAACAGCAGCAGCUUCACUCCUAAGCGCCAAGCCAAAAGAUCCAACAUUCCACCUUAUCUCCAUAGACCUUACCUCACUGAAACUAAACCUCCCUGUCCUCGACGCAGAGCUAAUGCUUACCGUACACGUCACUAACCCUAACAUCGCAGCCAUCCAUUACUCCUCCACCAAGAUGACAAUCCUCUACGAUGGCACGGUUCUUGGCUCAGCUGAGGUCAAAGCUGGCUCGCAACCGGCGAGAUCUUGUCAGCUUCUCCGGCUACCGGCGCGUCUGGACGGUAUGGAGCUUGCGCAACACGCGCGGCAGUUCUUUUCUGACGUGGCGAAUAGAGAGAUGAAACUUGAGGCUAAGCUUACUAUUGAAGGAGCGGCUAAGGUUUUGUGGUGGGAUCAUAGUUUUAGGGUUCACGUGGAUAGUUUUGUCACCGUUGAUCCUGUUUUUCUUGAUGUUAUUGGUCAAGAGAAUAAGUCUCAGAUGGAUUUGUUUCUUACUUAAAAAAUAAUUAUUGUUGUACCAUUUUUAUUUAGUUUACUAUUUUUCAGUAAUUGAAAAAGUCUUUUGAAUUCUAUAGUUAACCUUAAAUUCGAGAUAUAAUACUAUUAAUUAUACAACGGCGAUAUAAACGAUGCAGCAA
Messenger RNA from Arabidopsis thaliana (thale cress), 1102 nucleotides. Its product is annotated as Late embryogenesis abundant (LEA) hydroxyproline-rich glycoprotein family. Gene Ontology annotation, cellular component: membrane. Gene Ontology annotation, biological process: defense response to other organism; response to desiccation. The transcript has a single exon. The record is from RefSeq and is marked reviewed. Lineage: Eukaryota; Viridiplantae; Streptophyta; Magnoliopsida; Brassicales; Brassicaceae. Bases 403 to 963 code for a protein of 186 amino acids.